CUCUUCGUUAUGGAAGGAAACAGUCGACGAGCGAAGAGCAACCGCAUGUGCAGUGUGCCGCAAUGCACAAAUCGUGCAAUUUCCGGAAAAGUGAGCCUGCACCACUUUCCAAAAGAUAAAAAAACGGAGGAAGUUGUGGGCGAUCAAGCUCCGCAUCGGGAAGGAAGUAAGCGAAGAAAUGGUCGUAUGUAGCGAUCAUUUUAACAAAGACGACUUCUUUUGGGGCCACCUUGACGGGUUGAAGCCCUUACGAAAGCGGCUGAAAAGAAACGCUGUGCCUUCGCAAAAGAUCCCUCUGCGCUCCCACGAAGCAAGUGUGAGGCCUAGGGUUCCCCGAAGAAAGCCCCCCACAGAUUCUCAAGGAAACGAGGGCCAACAGGACGAUGUAUCUGAAGUGGUCAUUAAUGAAGAUUGCGCAUGCGAGCUUCCUGAUAAUUUGGAAGAAAGUGAAUACAAUGACCCACCUGUGCAGGAUUGGCUUCUUCCCCUUUCAAGCUCUUGCUCACGAACAACAGCAGAACAAGACGCUGCAAGGGCACUUGUUGAACUUCAAGAGCUGGGCCACACACCUGAGCUAAACAAAUCCGUUCAAGUGAACUCACUGGACUUCACACAAAAAUUUAGGAUUUCGGACGUGCUUCUUUCUGAUGCUCACCUAAACACUUUGACUGGCUUACCUUCUCAUGCACUUCUAAACAAGUUUGUUUCACUCGUAGAGAAGUAUGAGGCGGCAAAUAGGAUGGAAGCUUCUGUGAGGGACAGAGUUAUUUUGGUGUUCAUAGUUCUGAAACAGGCUAUGUCAUUUUCCUGUCUCAGUGUACUUUUUCAAUGCAGCAUUUCGUCCAUACACAGAUAUUUUGUACACACACUGCCUCUUGUUGCUGCAGUGCUGAAAGCUGCCAUUGAGUGGCCUUCAAAGGAGGAAAUUUUAAACAAUAUGCCUUCGCACUUUAAACAGUAUCCGAGAGUGCGAGGUGUUGCAGAUUGCACAGAAAUCCCAGUUGAAAGAUCUCGCUGUGUGAAAUGUCAGCUACUGACAUAUUCACAAUACAAGUCGACUUACACUGUAAAAUUUCUCAUAUGUGUAAGUCCAGCUGGCACAAUAACAUUCAUCAGUGAAGCAUUUGGUGGACGAGCCUCAGACAAAGCCAUUACAGCUGAGUGUGCAAUAUUGGAGAAGUUCGAGUCAUUCACAGAUGACAUUAUGGUCGAUAGGGGUUUUUUCAUUGAUGACUUGUGCACUGCCCGUGCAAUUGGCGUAAUUCGGCCACCUUUUGAUAACAAGGACUGCCAGUUUGACCGCAAUGAUGCCCUUAGGACAGCUGAUAUUGCUAGGGCACGGGUUCAUGUAGAACGAGCAAUACAACGAGUUAAAAUAUUUAAGCUCUUCAACUCAACUCUGUCCUGGGAAAUGCUGCCUUAUAUCAAUGAGCUGUUCACUGUUGCGUGUGGGCUAACUAACUUGUGCGCACCAAUACUGGCUGAUGAUAAAUUUCAGUAAGCACGCUUGCAAAGCUGACACAAUUCAUCAUCAUCAUUGCAAUCCUAUUUUAUGUCCACUGCAGGACAAAGGUCUAUCCCUACGACUUUCCAAGUAUCCCUGUCCUGUGCCAGCCGAUUUCAACUAGUGCCUGCGAAUUUCUUAAUUUCAUCACCCCAGCUAGACUUCUCCCGUACUCGACUGCGCUUCCUUUCUCUUCGCACCCAUUCUGCAACCCUAAUGGUCUACCGGUUUUCUAACCUACGCAUUACAUGAUGUGCCCAGCUCCAUUUUUUCUCAUAAUGUCAAUAAGUAUAUUCGGUAUCUUUGUUUGCUCUCUGAUCCACACCACUAUCUUCCUGUCUCUUAACUAUAUGCCUAACAUUCUUCGUUCCGUCGCUCUUUGCGCGUUCCUCAACUUGUUCGCAAGCUUCUUUGUCAGUCUUCACGUUUCUGCCCAUAUGUUAGCACCGGUAGAAUGCGCUGA
Messenger RNA from Dermacentor albipictus, 1967 nucleotides. The record is from RefSeq and is a predicted model, not a curated record. Lineage: Eukaryota; Metazoa; Arthropoda; Arachnida; Ixodida; Ixodidae.